This is a messenger RNA of Polyodon spathula (Mississippi paddlefish), 1637 nucleotides long. Its product is annotated as ras-related protein Rab-1A-like. Gene Ontology annotation, molecular function: GTPase activity; GTP binding. The record is from RefSeq and is a predicted model, not a curated record. The coding region runs from base 185 to 787 and encodes 200 amino acids. The transcript has 6 exons. Lineage: Eukaryota; Metazoa; Chordata; Actinopteri; Acipenseriformes; Polyodontidae.
UCUUGGGUGAGGGGAGAUAUAAAAAAAUAAAUAAGAGGGAGAGAGAGAGAGAGACGAUUAAAAACAAAAAUAAUUACAUAUUAAAAACAGACAGCUGGCUCCGGACACGACGCAAGGCUUCAGCAGCGAACAAAUAAACCGACUUAGCUGAGAAUUAAAGACAGAUAGAGAAGGAGCUCGAGUCAUGAAUCCGGAAUAUGACUACCUGUUCAAGCUCCUCCUGAUUGGUGAUUCGGGGGUCGGGAAGUCCUGCCUCCUGCUGCGAUUCGCUGAUGAUACGUACACAGAGAGCUACAUCAGCACGAUCGGGGUGGACUUCAAAAUCAGGACCAUUGAGCUGGACGGGAAGACUAUCAAGCUGCAGAUUUGGGACACUGCCGGGCAGGAGAGGUUCCGCACCAUCACUUCCAGUUACUACAGAGGAGCCCAUGGCAUCAUCGUGGUGUACGACGUCACGGAUCAGGAGUCGUACAACAAUGUGAAGCAGUGGCUGCAGGAGAUCGACCGCUACGCCAGCGAGAAUGUGAACAAGCUCCUCGUGGGAAACAAGUGCGACCUGACCACUAAGAAAGUGGUGGACUACACGACGGCGAAGGAAUUCGCAGACUCCCUGGCCAUCCCCUUCCUGGAAACCAGCGCCAAGAAUGCCACCAACGUGGAGCAGGCCUUCAUGACGAUGGCAGCGGAGAUCAAGAGGCGUAUGGGACCAGGAACGACGAGCGACGCCAAGCCCAACCUGAAGAUCGACAGCACCCCCGUGAGGCAGUCAGGAGGUGGCUGCUGCUAGGACUCACGCACACACACGCUCACAGCCCUGGGGAGGGGAGGGGACUGGAGACCGGAGGCAAAGGGGGUGGGGCCUAACUCAGGGGGUGUCAGACUCCAUUCCCACAGUGUCUUCUGGCUUUCGUUCCACCCCGAGCUCUCAAUCGCUGUCAUUACAAAUGCAACGCUUCUCUCCAGGUCUCAGAAUGUUUUAUAGGUAUCUCGAAUAAGUCCAUUUAAAAAAGUCAUUGACCUGAAAAGGAUCUUUUGGGGUGGGGGGGGGGUAGGUAUUAUACACUGAUACAAGGUAUUAGAUCAGUUAGAGAGCUCAAGUUGACCAGAACACCCUCGGACUGGAGCUUAACACCCCUGCUCAAACUGGCGGGACAGAAACCCACACGCAAGCCUCUAAAUUAACGGCAGUACCCCCUUCCCGUCUUUUUUUGUUUUUCAUUGUAUUCCUCUCUUUUUUAUUUAUCUUAAGCACCGGGUUGCAAAGCUAAAAAAAAGCUGCUCUCCGUUUUCUGAAAUGCCAAAGGAAUCUCGUUAAACGACCAGCGAUUUUCGACGUUGAAUUUUCCUAGCGGGUGUUCUUUUAGUAUUUUGGAAAUCGGAGCGCUGGCGAGUGUUUUUAGAAUUAUGGACUGUCAAGUGUGUGUUUGUCUGUGUUUUUUUAAAUCUAACUGGUUUUUCACGGAGGGGAAAGGGGACGGACUGGUCUGUAACAGCGCUGGAAAUGAACUCCCAGUUCCCCUUCACGCUCAACUGCAGUAGGCUUCAGACAGACGAGCUUUCGUUUUGUGCUGUUUUCACAGCCGUGCAAUUCUGUUUUGCUUUUUGUCUUUGUGUCAGCAAACCACGCUGUAUCAUUU